GAGAUUCUGCAGAACAUAUGAACCUGUUUGAUCAACCCGAAGGAAAAAAGGCAUUCAGAUUAGAGAAAUAAGGAGCAAGUAAAGAAAAAAGGGCUGAAGCAGAGAACCAGUGUUGAAUCACAGAAGAAAAUGAGGCAAGGCAAGAAGGAAGUAAUGUUCAAUCAGUAUCAGUGUUCUAAAAAUGUUCUAAGCUACAGAGCUGAAAAGACAUUGAGCUGUCUGUUCAUUUCUCUUCUGAUGUCCAGCACAGGGCACACCUGGACAACAUGGGGGACGACUUUCGGCCACAGGUGAAGAAGGUGGCUGUGGCCAUGGGAGCUUCACUCACAGAGCAGGAUAUCGACCGCAUGCCACAGGGGAUGAGAACGCAGGGAAACUUCAACUACAGCAGGUUUCUGGAGUACAUGAGGCAGUUCAAGACGUCAGAGCAAAGAGAGGAAGCCAUCAGGAAGGCCUUCAUGAUGCUCGACAAAGAUGGCAGCGGCUACAUAGAGUGGAACGAGAUCAAGUACAUUCUGUCCACUGUGCCAACUGCAACUCCAUCAGCUCCUCUGUCUGAUGAGGAGGCAGAGGCCAUGAUCCAGGCUUUAGACACUGAUGGAGAUGGACGUGUUGACUACAGAGAGUUCUCAGACAUGGUGAAGAUGGAGAAGAAACCGAGGAAAUAGAAGUCACGUGGUUUAUCUGUGCAGUGUUACUCCAGUGGGUCUGAAAGAUAGAGGAGGAGAGGAGGACAGAGAAGCCCUGCAUGCCAGAUUUACCCUCCCUAAACAGCACUCCUCCUCUGCCGGUGGAUCAAGAACUGGGAGAGUGAGGGGACCUUUGUUAUGGGUACUGUUUGCUAAAAGAACAAAAGCACACACACAAAAAAAUGAAUUGAGGUAAAGGAGUACAAAACUUUAAAGGCAUAUCCAUGCUACAUGCAUGCUGCCUCAUGUUUCUCUGUCACUUUAUUGGUCAUAUAUGUUGAACUGUAGGUUUGCUGAUUUGCUAUGCACUGACAAAACAGCUAUUUAUGUCAGCCUAUAAUCAUAUUAGUAUCAUAGUCAUUUCUAUUCCCAGGGGUUUACAAUUAUAUCAGUUCAUUAGCAGGAAAUUAUACAAAACCCGGGACCUGUAAAAUAAAGUGUCCAGUAACAAACCCACUGAGACCAGUCAGUCAGAAAUAACUGCACUAUAAAGGGCUCCCCUUUCCACUAUUACACUCAACAUCACUUUGUUUGAAUAUGUAUACAUUUUAUACACACAUUAUUCCCUGUUUUACAGUGUGUUGUGUUUGUUCUGUCCAUCACAGAUCUAUCAGUGUGUUGUCAUUGCUGUUAUCACAAUAAAGAUUUAUCAGACAUUCUGGAAACACUUUCUCUCCUCCGUCUCACUUACAGAUGCGUUUGACAACAGGACUCACUCUUGAGACAAUUGUCGGUCGAUGUAUAUCUUUUUGAUGCUUAUAUAUUAAUAUAACCACAGAUACUGUUCAAAAAGAAAGACAUUUUUUGUGCCACAUAAACCUGAAAGAAAUGUGUUUUUUUUUCGUUUAGAUCUUUCACAUCUGUACAUAUGAAAGAUCUAAAAGAAAACAUUUGUACAGAUGUUGUCCGACCAGGGCCAACAGAAGUACACCAGCACAUACUGUAUCAGAGCUGAGGGGGAAAAAACUGCAGCAGAGUUUAUGGGGCACAAGAGGCUUAUGAAGCAGCAGGUAUGACACAGAGUCAGUGAUAGCUGAUAAUCAGACACGAGCAGGUAUUUGAAGAUCUGCAAUAAACCUUUACUUGAUCUUUGCUGCUUUAACGUGUUGGUAGAGAAAUUACAGUGUAUUUGCCAUUUGGAUUGAGACUUCUGGCCAGUCAGGAAUACUGAAGAAGCCUUUUGUAUGGGUUAAGAAUAAAAUAUGAAAUCCAGCUGCCUGUGGUUUAAUACUCCUAGAACCUGGAUGAUGAGGAGCAUUAAUAGACAAUUUCAUGGCAAAGACUCAUAAAAACAAAGGAAGCAGGCAAGAAAGUAUUUUUCCCCACAUCUUUAAAUACCCACAAGAGGAAGAUAGAAAAUGAAACACAAUGAACCACCUGCUGCUGUAAAUAUUCACUGGAGCACCAGUGAAUGAAUCCAUCCUGAAACUGGUCUGCAAUAAUUCACUGCUUUCCCUGUUUGAGAAUGUUUGAUAAAACUA
Lates calcarifer (barramundi perch) is the source of this 2170-nucleotide messenger RNA. Its product is annotated as parvalbumin-like EF-hand-containing protein. Gene Ontology annotation, molecular function: calcium ion binding. The transcript has 4 exons. The record is from RefSeq and is a predicted model, not a curated record. NCBI's taxonomy places the organism in Eukaryota, Metazoa, Chordata, Actinopteri, Centropomidae. The coding region runs from base 267 to 668 and encodes 133 amino acids. Gene Ontology annotation, cellular component: cytoplasm; nucleus.